AUAACAGCCCUUUGCUCUGUAAUAUAUCCCUUUUUUAUUUAAACUUUUGCCUUCUUACUCAUUAAACCUCUCCUCAUCAGCACUACUUUUACUUUUCAGAAACGUAUAUUCAAUAUUAUAGGCUAGGAGUUCUUUUGUUUUCUCCCCGAGGAUGUAAAACCCUGGGGGAUUUAAGUAUCUACUUGAUAGGCUCACACAGUCUUAAUCAGCCUAUAAUGGAGCUAAUGGCUGUUUGUCAUCCUUGGAGAUAUAAAUUUCCUGGUGAUGUCUACUGCAGUCAGUACAUGAAGUAUGCUCUGACUGCCAGCAAGGUCUAAUAACCAGGAGAAGGGCAGCCAGCUUCAUUAGUGAGAGCGAGACUGAGACCAUACCGGCUGCUUUUCUGGGGAACUGUGCUUUUUUGAAUACCGAGAGGGAAUAAUGGAUAAUACUGUUGAUGGUUUGGACAAGGCUUCAAUUGCUAACUCGGAAGGACCAGCCCCAGGAUCCCAAACUCCCCCCUUCAAGAGGAAGGGCAAACUCUCCAACAUUGGCAAAAUCUUUAAACCUUGGAAAUGGCGGAAGAAGAAGACAAGUGACAAAUUCAGAGAAACAUCAGCAGUGUUGGAAAGGAAGAUUUCGACAAGACAAAGCAGAGAGGAGCUGAUAAGAAGGGGAGUGCUGAAGGAAAUGCCUGAGCAAGAUGGUGAUGUAACAGUAAAUUUUGAAACUUCAAAUGGACACACCAUAGCCAUUGGUGAAGAAACCAUACAGGAAGAAAAUGUGGUAAAAGCUAGUGGAAAUAAUGGUACUUUAUCAGAGAAAGCAUCAGCAUCGGAAGGAAAAAAAGAAGAUCAAAAAGAGAGCACUACUGGUCACUGCCCAGAAAUACCGACAUCCCAUGCUCCACCACUACCCAAGCCUAAGCCUAAACCUAAAAAAGCUCCACUGCCACCAAAAAAUGCCAUUGCUGCUUCCACCACCACCAGCCAUAAGGGUAAUGAAGCACCUCAUGCUAAAAAAAAGGGAAAGGGUCCUGCUAAGCAGCCUCCUCUCCCACCGCCCAAGCCGACAGGUCACAGUGCUAAUCAAGAAGCUGCUGGUUCCUCUCAUGCAAAAAAAACACCAGCCUCCAAGUCUUCUUCAUCACCAUCUCCUUCAUCCACAUCAUCUCAUCCCAAAGCCUCUAAGGAGACUUCCAGCAAACUGGGCACAUCAGGGACUCCCAGGGGCAAGAAAAAACCUGGGAAACAGUCGACCCCACGAACAGCACCAGAUGGGGCUGCCUCUUCCCCCUCAGGUGCCACAGCCAACAGUUUGGAAGUGAAGACAGAAAAACCCAAGGCUGAACAACCUUCCACAGUAGCUUUUGAAACAGAAGAUGCAGACCAAUCGAGCAAGCUUGUUGUACCCCCUCCUCCCACCGCUGCCCCUCCUCCACCUCCACUUCCACCUCCUUUCCCUGCUGCAGCUGGUCAGCCUGCUGUCUCCUCAGAUGCCCAAGAUGUGUCAGACAGCUGUGUGGCACGGCCAUGCAGCCCUGGAUCAGAUCCUAAACCCCUUCUCCAGACUGAGCAUGGCACAGAUGAGAGUCUGAGCAGUCCAGCCCUAGGCAGCAGUCCAGAUGCUAGUGGAGAAAACGCAGAAAGCUUGGCUACGAAAGAGGACCGAGAAGUGGAGGCUCCAGACCGGGCACACUCUGAACCAGUGGAGGAGGCUGCUGACACUGCUGCCCCUCCUGAGAGUGAAAGUAGCAGAGAGAGCCAUGGCAGUGACUCAGACUCAGACGGGCCGAUCCUGUACACAGAUGAUGAUGAUGACGACGAUGAUGAGAAUGCAAGUGCUGAAAGCUCUUUGGCAAGUAAAAUCCGUCGUAGGGAUACUCUUGCUAUCAAACUUGGCAACAGACCAUCUAAGAAAGAAUUAGAGGACAAAAACAUCUUGCAGCGUACAUCUGAAGAGGAGAGGCAGGAAAUCAGACAUCAGAUUGGAACGAAGCUAGUGAGGAGACUUAGCCAGAGGCCUACAACUGAAGAGCUAGAGCAAAGAAAUAUCCUGAAGCAGAAGAAUGAAGAAGAGGAACAGGAAGCCAAAAGAGAAAUAAAACGUAGACUCAGUAGAAAGCUCAGUCUGAGGCCCACAGUGGCUGAACUUCAAGCAAGAAGAAUCCUUCGAUUUAACGAGUAUGUGGAAGUCACGGAUUCUCCAGAUUAUGACCGUCGUGCUGACAAGCCUUGGGCCAGGUUAACUCCUGCAGACAAGGCAGCAAUACGGAAAGAACUGAAUGAAUUUAAAAGCACAGAAAUGGAAGUACAUGAGGAAAGUCGGCAAUUUACCAGGUUUCAUCGUCCAUAACUGUUUGACCACAUCCCGUAUUUCAUGUAACAAUUUUCUUUGGGGAAAUCAUUGCAUCCUGAAGACCUGAGAUUGCACUGGAACUUGAGUAUGAGUGUGUGCUACAGCUUUCCCUGACGUUAAUGAAGAAAGUGGCCCUUGUCUUUAUCAAUGGACAAAUGAUUUGUCUAGGAGGAGAACCCACGUGAAGCAUUUGUCCGUGUUCAGACAGACCACGGUUCUGUGGCUACUCCACACAGACAAGUCAGUGGACUUCUUCAUCAGAGCUCCACAAGUCAGGAAGUGCUGAAGACAAUCGCUUGAGAGCCUCCUACCAGGAACUCAUCAGAUUUCAUAGGGUUGUGACUGAGGGUAACUGAGAGGGAGGGGUUGUGUGAAAAGGACUGAGAGCUGGGGCAAGAGAGUCUUCGCUUGUCAGUCCACAGAGAAAAGUGGAAUGGAUGGAACUGCCUAAUGAUGCACAGUGGGGAGAAUUAUUUAAAGAGGAAAAAAAAAAAGAGUGUGUGAGCAACUGUGCAUGUUUUGUUUGUUUUGUGUUGUUUUUUUUUAAUGGCUGCAGCCUGUCUUAAAAAGAUGGCAAGCCAUAAGUCCUCAUGUCAUCAGUACUUUAGUGAAGAACUGUCAUUUUCUUUGGUGCCAGUAAAUACAGUUGCCAGAAAUUAGUCCUAGUAUAACUCAUCUGUCUUUUUUAAAAUCCCAGUGUGCAUGCUUCAGGAAAAUACAUUGAACAUUCAUACAGAACAAGCCACAUGUUUUUUGGUUUUUAAUGUUGACAUACUCUGGAUCCUCAGAAAGACAUAAACAGGAUUUGAAGAAAAAACUACAUUCAGUGAAAUGCUUCAUGUUUAGAAACACUCCUUGCUGUCUGUCACUUGCCAUUCAAACCAGAGGGAUCAUUAUCUUUCUCAUCGUGGCAGGCAGUGGUGACUUCGACAUCAUGCCAGUGUGAAUAAAAUUAGGCACAGAAGUCUUUGCUAGUAUGCUUGAGCAGUGACUAAUGUGACUUUUUACAUUUAAGGACUCUUGCAUUGCCUUGAGGAAGAACUCCCGGAUGAAUCAGUAUGUCUUCAGCCAGUGGUCCUGUAAAAGUGAAAGGGAAAUCCUUGGAGUGUCUGCAGCCUGCUUUUGUUCAGUGUGAAGAAUGCUUCUUAGAUUCAUAAUUUUUUAUACUAUCUUGAAAUUGUAUAUGUGAAUACAGUACUAUUAAAAUUAAGUGGUAUGGAGUGUGAAAGGCAAUACAUGAUUUUUCUAAGUUGGCCCAAAGGCCCAUUAAAAAGCCUGUGGCAUUGUUUACACUAAGAAAUUAUCUGUCUUAUAUUAGCACUUAUUUAUCCUUUGAUUAAUGUACACAAAAUUUGGGGGGUGGGUCUGGAAUUCACAUACGCAUACUUUUAAUGCAGUAUUACAGUAUAUUUGCUAUUUAUCCUUUCUAAUGUGUGUACAUAUUACAAUUUAUUUUUGUCUUUUAUGUGCCCUGUUCAGUUUUUAAUUAUGAAGUGUAAGUAUUUCUUUUUCUGGCAAUAAAAGGUCUGUGUAGAUGUGAUUUUUACCUCAGUAAAUCUGCAAUAGAUUCUUGUGGAAUGUUUUUAGUUUAUAAAAUUGAAGGUUGUUGUUUUAGAUGUCAGCCUAAAGGCAAAAAGGCGAUUUGGUGGCUAAAAUUAGAUAUCCCUCUUCAGUGCUAUUUUACAACAAGACCAGGUUUGCAUAAAUGGGGUGGAUUAUUUUAGCAAAGAGCACUUCUAAUAAGAGGAGAAUGCAUUCCAACAGUGGUCACUCUAUUAUUUUUAAAGAGAUUGGCAAACCUUUUUUAAAGAAGAUUUUUAUGACAUUAGGAUCCCUUACUAUAUUAGUAAAAAAAUCUAAUGAGGUACAAGGCCCGAAAUAUCAAUAACCAAAUAAAAUAAUCAUCUACAUGCUUGUAGCAAAGAAAAGCAAGCAGCACCUUCCUUUUUUAAUGGAAUCAAUAAGAACCACUAGGAUUCCAUUUGCAGAAAACAAUUUAGCUUCUGGGAGGUCCAUCAUUUUAUAAAUAUAGAAGCACCACUUUGACAUCAAGGAAGCAGUGAAAAUGUAUUCUUUGGCACUACAUCAUGCAGGAAUUAUCAAGCCAUUAGAGUUAAGGUUUGUCAGCAAUUCUUGUACAAUGCUAAUUUUUAUUUUUAGAAUUUGAUGAGUAUAAACUUAAAACUUACACUAGAAUAGUUCUGCUUAAACUUUUUUUUUUUUUUGGCUGAUGUUGCCAAAUUUAGAAAUGUGUGUCUAAAACCAUAUAAAGGUCUACUAUGCUGACUUUGAAGUAUAAAACACAUUAUUUCACUUCAAAGGAAAUGAGUGAGGCAAUUAAAUAGACCUCAGUGUUGCCUUAAUCAUAUCGAAACACUUGAAAGCAGCC
Molecule: messenger RNA, 4726 nt
Organism: Myiozetetes cayanensis
Lineage: Eukaryota; Metazoa; Chordata; Aves; Passeriformes; Tyrannidae
Gene: PHACTR2
Product: phosphatase and actin regulator 2
Exons: 13
Coding region: 421-2334 (637 amino acids)
Biological process (GO): actin cytoskeleton organization
Molecular function (GO): actin binding
Source: RefSeq, a predicted model, not a curated record